Messenger RNA from Coregonus clupeaformis (lake whitefish), 1638 nucleotides. RefSeq lists its product as uncharacterized. Bases 1 to 1638 code for a protein of 545 amino acids. The transcript has 4 exons. Lineage: Eukaryota; Metazoa; Chordata; Actinopteri; Salmoniformes; Salmonidae. The record is from RefSeq and is a predicted model, not a curated record.
AUGACCAAUCUGGAGGGCGUUCGAAAUACGGAGCCCGAGGCGGCGGCGGCGGCGGCGACGACCACCGCCGCCACUACGCCCGGCGGCGGCGACCACGAAGACCACGAAGACCCGCGACCGCGCGGCGGCGGCCGCUGGAAGCGAUGGACUCCACAGACCUGCGAGCCUACUCUUUCACGCUUACUCGAGACUCCUUCGCUCGGCGACCGCCAGACCAGAGCCGAGAGACGCGCAGCAGGCGGCGGUGACAAACUUGCGGCCGUGAGAGAGGUCUGGGACAAGUGGGUCGAGAGGCUGCCGCUCCUCUACAACCCCGGGCCCGACGUGACGGUGGACGAGCAACUGGUCCCUUUCAGAGGCCGAUGUCCUUUCCGCCAGUAUAUCCCAAGCAAGCCGGCCAAAUACGGCAUCAAGACAUGGGUGGCCUGCGACUCCAAAUCCAGCUAUGCCUGGAAGAUGCAGGUCUACACCGGCAAGGCCACAUGCGGAGGCCCCGAGAAGAACCAGGGGAUGAGGGUCGUGCUCGAUUUGACGCAGGGACUCAGGGGUCACAACGUCACCUGCGACAAUUUCUUCACCUCAUACGAGCUCGCGCGCCAGCUCCUGACCAGGAACGUCACCGUGGUCGGCACAGUCAGAAAGAACAAGCCAGAGCUCCCGCAGGCGCUGCUCGCCUCAAAGGACAGGCUCCUCUUCUCCUCCAAGUUCGCCUUCACGUCCACCACCGCUCUAGUGUCCUACCUGGCAAAGAAAAACAAGAACGUCUUACUCCUGAGCACGCUGCACACCGAGGCUCACGUUAGCCGUCGCCAGGACAAGAAGCCGGCCAUCGUCCUAGACUACAACAGCAACAAGGGAGGUGUGGACAACCUAGACAAGGUGAUUGGAACCUACAGCUGCAGGAGGAUGACCGCGCGCUGGCCCCUGGUCAUCUUCCACAACAUCCUUGACGUGUCCUCUUACAACGCUUUUGUCAUAUGGCGAGAGCUCAACCCCACUUGGAUGCCUGGCAAGCGAAACAAGAGGAGGGUGUUCCUCGAGCAGCUGGGAAAGGCACUAGUGACUCCCGUUCAUACAAAGAAGGGCCCGUCUCCCUCGCACGAAGCCUCUGCGGCGCUCGUCAAAGCUGUUCAGAGGGCUACGUAUCGUGAUCAGCCCCGGCGGGAUCACGCCCCCGCAGCACCGGACCACGCAGCACCACCGGCCCAAGCACCCAACCCCGCACAACCCAGUAAGAGGAAGAGGUGUCAGACACCAGGAGUCAGGAGGAGGACACCCCCUCCCCAGUACGGGUCAAACACCAGACAUGUGGACAGGGACAAUGUUUACAAAGAAGCGGUUGACGACUACUUCGACGUUGACGAUGACGAUGUUGAAGAUAUGGUUCGAGCCGAGGAGGAUGCUAAAAAACAUCAGCAGAUAGAUCUCAUGCUUAAGUGGUCGAUAUUGAACAGAACGUGGCACUCCUUUCUAGAAUGGCUAGGUGAGCGCUGGUGGGGCUCAGUCUCUGCAGAUCAGAUUAGCUCCUUCAUGGGCGGACCUAAGAUUCGCUUUGGAGAUAUUGUUAUUGCGGCACACUUUGGUGACAUGCCCGGAGGAGUAUGUUCGGUUCGGCGAAGACUCAGAACGAAGUACUGA